Laccaria bicolor S238N-H82 is the source of this 2772-nucleotide messenger RNA. RefSeq lists its product as uncharacterized. The transcript has 14 exons. Gene Ontology annotation, molecular function: serine-type peptidase activity. The record is from RefSeq and is a predicted model, not a curated record. Gene Ontology annotation, biological process: proteolysis. The coding region runs from base 1 to 2772 and encodes 923 amino acids. Lineage: Eukaryota; Fungi; Basidiomycota; Agaricomycetes; Agaricales; Hydnangiaceae.
AUGUCAGACGUUCAGGACCACUGGAAAGUCGAGCUGGAUCAGACAUGGGACGUUCUCGGCCCUUUUCCAAUUCAUGCUAGGGAGCAACACUACCUCUCACCUGCCUUUCCCUUGAAUUUAGAGGAAUCGAUAGAUUACCUCAAAACAUGGCCCUCCGCCUAUGCAGACGGCGGCAGAGUAGGUUGGAAGUCAACCCAGCUACGCGAAGAUGGGUCGCUCCAUGUUAAAUUUCCUGAAAUUCGAUGGAAUUGCCUUCGAGCUACUGAAGGCUGGGCGGCCUUGCAACAUCAUGCCAUCCUGCGAACAACGCUGACUUUACACCCUCCUCAAGUCCCUUCUGUUGAAAGCCUAGAUAUCCCUCUCGAACUUCAAGUCCAUCUAAGACAAGCAUCCUACUUUACGCUACGCCCUAUGAAUUAUAAAAAUUCUUCCUUUCACCCGGUGUGGUACGCCGGAAAUAUAUAUGACCUGGAACGCACUCUUCCUCAGAUUGUACCCCUCUCCGUCACGAAUUCCACACCCGAGCCUAUUCAAUUCGAUUUAUUCGUAAGUGGGGAUUAUGAAAUCAGACUCUUCGGUGACCCACACGCCCAAAACUCUGAGGUGCCCACUCUGGUUAUCAACAUGGACGUGGCGGUGAAUCCCGCAACAAAUCAAGUCAUUCACGAACCAAGUCAAGAUGUAAUCUGCGACUUCGUCGGUGGUUACAGCUUUGGGGAGGCGAUCGGGGUGGGAGUUCGAGCCAGCACAGGUUGGUGGACUGUGGUCGAUGUUGCUCUCGGAGAUAAAAUUUCGGCCGAGAACAUCAAGAUACGCUUGCUAUGCACGACACAGAUCGCACCUUCACAAUCUCGCAUCGUUCCUAUUGUUAUCCGACAGGAAGGGCCCUUCAAACACGAAAACCUCCCGAUAGAGCUAACUUUGUUUUCUGACCUUGAUAACGCAAUAACAACAGUCUCUGUGUCUCUUCCCGUGACACAUUUGAAAUUAUGGACUUCAAUGGAACGUAGAGUCAUCAGGGGGUCAUAUUUUUAUGCGCAAUCGAUGCCAACUACAUUUAUUGCGGUCUCCCCCGUAUUUCUGGGCCUCGACAAGCCUAGACCGCCAAUUCUUGCUCUCCACGGUGCAGGUGUCGAUAUUUUGCAACAAGACUUUUGGAUACGAUCGUUACCGAAAAACAAAUAUAGCUGGAUGGUUGUUCCCACAGGCCGAACUUCCUGGGUACACCCCACAAUACCUGCUCCAGCACUUAAUUUGCUGACAAUUCGAAAGGGAUUGGAUUGGCAUGGGCCUAGCGCAAAGGAUGCGUUCGAUUCUGUCAAUGCUCUAUCCUCGGUCUUGAGCAAACGUCCAGAUUGGAGUCUAAAUGCGCCACCAGUAAACAUGCCUGUGGUUGCUAUCGGACACUCAAAUGGUGGACAAGGUGUUUGGUAUCUCGCCUCUCGCUAUCCUGAUCGAGUGCUUGCCAUCGUACCUGCUGCGGGAUACAUCAAGUCAACAGAAGGGAUGAUAAUAGCGUUCAGAUCCGCACACUUCAUAGACCCAGCGCUUCGAGCAAUUCUGGAAUCGUCCUUCACGGCAGACGACAACGACCUACAUUUAUCAAAUCUAGUCGGCACACCGAUACUGGCUAUUCACGGAGGAGACGAUGACAACGUCCCUGUUUGGCAUUCUCGCGAAGCUGUGAGUGUGCUCCAAGAGUGGCUGCCGUCUGCGAACGUCAGUUUUCGCGAAGACCAGAAUCAAGGCCACUGGUAUCCUUCCGUUCUCGAUAAUGCACAAGUUCAAGAUUUUUUGGACAGCUACACAAAUGUUCCGAAGGGGGACAGUCCGUCUGUAAAGGAGUUUACUCUCACCGUAUAUGAGCCGCGGGACUGUGGCUCCCUUUAUGGUUGGAAGAUCGAGUGUGUUUUAUUACCCGGAAGGCUUGCAAGGCUUCACGUCGACCUUCGCGAGCCUCAUCUUUCUCGGAUCACUACAACAAAUAUAAGUGGCUUCUCCCUUGCCUUGAAAGCUCCCAGUAGCGGAUCACACGUCUUUCAUGUCGACUGCUCCUCCAUUGAUGUGCCUGCAGAUAUCGACAGCGUUGUCUAUUUCGAACGUACCACGAAUGGACAUUGGGAGAUAGCCAACGAGCCGUUGCCCGUACCGCCUCCGAGCAGAAUACAGUCCAUAUUAUCCUCACCUGCACCAAUAACGAUCGUUAUUCCCUCUACCUCUCGCAGCCCCGAGCUUUCUUCUGCAUUACGCAUUGCUCACGACCUCAAUGCCUAUCAUCGAAUCGAUGCCGAAAUUGUUGACGAAUCAGAAGCGCUUGCGCGCAGCCAGAUUGGUUCAUGGUCAGAUGGUAACAUUAUUUUCAUAGGGACAUCUUCAUCCCCAUUUGUCGAAGCUGUGAUCGAAGAAAAAAGGACCGCAAUGAAACUUUGCGAUGGAAGGCUGGUCAUAAAUGAAAGACACCUCGAGCAACCUGGCGAAGGUAGGCAGACACGCCAAGUUUUCUGGACACCCGACCUGAUUCUCUUCCAAGCGGUUUUAUUUUUGCACCCACACCCGGCGAAACAAGAUGCGAGCAUGUUGUUCAUGGUAUAUACGGACGCUUCAUCACUCGAAAGGGCCACAAGACUUCUGCCUAUCCGCACAGGAGUUGCGGUCCCCGAUUGGUUGGUUACAAUACCUUUGAUGGACCGGUAUGGGGCUGCAGGGAUCAAGGCUGCAGGGCUUUGGAGUAACAAUUGGGACUUGAAUCUUGCGACUGCCUGGUUUUCCUGA